AUGCAUGAUGAUGAUGAUGGUUUCAUAGAGGUCAGCAGGAGAAAGAAUAAGAAGGCCUUUUUUAAGCCAAUAAAUCAACAAACAGAUAAACAAGGAAAUAAAAUAUUCCAAGCAGCAGUCCCAAAUGUGCAACAACAGCACGUGCAGCAGAAUCAACAACAUGGGCAGCAACAGGCGAGGCAGCAUGUGCAGCAGCAGGCGAGGCAGCAUGCGCAGCAGCAACAACAAAAUGGGCAACGGCAGCAGCAACACGUGCACAAACAGCAAUUGGAACAGCAGCAUGUGCAGCAUACUCCAUUAAAAAAUGGGCAGCAGCAGCAGCAACACGGGCAGAAACAGCAGCAUGGGCAUCAACAACAACAGCAUGUGCAGCGACAGCAGCAUCUUACAACUGACAACGUGCAGCUUCAACAACAUGAUACAGCCGAAAAUGAGCAGCAGCAACAUUGUACAGUCGAAAAUGGAGAGCAAAAUAUCAAGGGUGUUGGACCUAAAAGACAGAAAAAGAAACAAAAAGCAAAAAACAAAAAGAACAUACCUGUAGCUAGAUUCCUCAAGAACAUGCUAUGGGCGAAACAGAAAUCAAAACAGGCCCAUAUCAAGGAUAUUCUUAAGAAACCAGAGCAAUCUAGGAACAAAGACAUACCUGAAAACAUCACGGCAAAAGAGGUAGCUCAGAACAUCAUCAAGAUUAAUCGAGGGAUAAACGAAGAUGAGGAUCCUGACAGCCAAGGCAGCAGCUCUGAGGGAGUUCAUAAAGGACAUAUGUCCCCUAUCACUGCAGAUACCGAGUGCUUGCAACAAAAAGGUGGUACUUUGGUGAUAGAUUUUGGAAGUCUUGAGUACAUUCCCCCAGGAAAACAAAACAGACAUGGCACAGAAAUAGAGCAUGACUCUGAUCAGGAGCAUUGUUAUGACACUAGUGAGGAUGAAAUAGAAGGAAUAUCAUCUGAUGAAGAAGUGCCAGAUAGUUUUUUAGAUGUUACUAAAGAAGAAGAGGCACAGAUUCUGGACAGUUUGACGGAAAUAUUUGCUCCAAGCCCUAAGGACAACAAAGACCCUAUCUCACAUGAAAUGGAAGAAAUCAUACAACAACAAGGUUUGUCUCCGAGAGGUAACAAAAACAAAAAAGGUAAGAACAUUAAUAAGGAAGACAAUACUGUACUCCUAGAAAAUUUUGAACAAUCUGGAAAGGUUGUUCCACCACCUAAGAUUUCUUUAUGA
This is a messenger RNA of Lycium barbarum (goji berry), 1224 nucleotides long. RefSeq lists its product as uncharacterized. Lineage: Eukaryota; Viridiplantae; Streptophyta; Magnoliopsida; Solanales; Solanaceae. Bases 1 to 1224 code for a protein of 407 amino acids. The record is from RefSeq and is a predicted model, not a curated record. The transcript has a single exon.